Messenger RNA from Pyricularia pennisetigena, 1461 nucleotides. RefSeq lists its product as uncharacterized. The coding region runs from base 1 to 1461 and encodes 486 amino acids. The transcript has 2 exons. Gene Ontology annotation, cellular component: fungal-type vacuole membrane. Gene Ontology annotation, biological process: macroautophagy. The record is from RefSeq and is a predicted model, not a curated record. Lineage: Eukaryota; Fungi; Ascomycota; Sordariomycetes; Magnaporthales; Pyriculariaceae.
AUGAGAUACGGAAAUAUUAUCUUGCCCCUGGCGGGCCUGGCGUCCUCCUUCGUCAUUCCCGACACGGAGCUUUUUAGCCAUUUGGUUCCGGAGCAAUCCCAGCAGCGCCCUACUCCAGCGGCCCCACUCGAGCAGCACUUCUCGAUCGAGCAUUCCGCCGACAAGGUCGUCGCCUGGUGGGACAGCGUCCUCGAGCACCUGCCGAGCCGGGAGUCGCUCCUGUAUGCCGCCGGCGACGCAAUUGAUUUCGUCUCGCAGGGCAUCGAGAAUGGCAAACAGACGCUCAGCCACGUGCUCGACGACGAGCUGCGGCUGUUCUCUUCCGAGACGGAAAGCGACGACAGCGAGGCCGACCGCCCGCGCCGCGGCCACAAGCCCCACAGGUCCAACGAGAGCAUCUACGAGCUCGUUAAGAAGAGCAAGUACACUACCAAGUUUUCAAAGCUCAUUGAGGACUUUCCCGACGUCGUGGAGCUUCUCAAGAGCACUGACAGUGGGAACCUGACCUUGUUUGUCCCAACCGACAAGGCGUUUGAGAGAAUCCCCGACCAUGGAAAGGACAAGCAGCCACCCAAGGAUGUCGUCGAGGCCUUGCUCAAGUACCACGUUGGCAUUGGCCUUUACCCGGCUGGCCGUAUCCUGCACACGCACACCAUCCCGACCGCGUACAAGGAGUCGUGGCUCGGCGGUCACCACCAGCGCCUUCGUGCUCGCGUCGGCCUUGGCGGCGUGAGGAUCAACUUUUUCAGCAAGGUCGUGGGAGCCAACUUUUUCGCCAAGAACGGCGUCAUCCACGCCGUCGACCACCUCCUCGUCCCACCUCCCAUGGUCGGACGCAUCAUCUCGCUCGUCCCUCAACAGUUCUCCACCCUGCUGCUGGCGUACGAAAAGACCGACUUUGUCAACUACAUCCACAAGGUGCCCAUGGCCGGCGGGACCGUCUUUGCCCCCUCGAACCGCGCCUUUGAACGUCUCGGACCUCGCGCCAACGCCUUCCUCUUCAACACCGAGACGGGCAUCAAGUACCUGAAGGCGAUACUCAAGUACCACAUCGUCGUCAACCAGACCCUGUACAGCGACGCGUUUUACGGGCCUGAGCAUCGCGAAAACGGCCCGAGCUUCGGGGACGAGGAAGACGACCUGGUCGCCGAGGGUGAAUCGCACUACCACAUCGACCUCCCUACCCUCCUGGACGACAAGAACGUCGCCGUCGACAUCGGCCGUUGGGGCGGCUGGUACCGCGUCAAGGUCAACGGCUACAUCCCCGUGACCGUGCAGGACGUGCCCGCCCGCAACGGCGUCAUCCAGGUCGUUGGCCGCGUGCUGAUCCCGCCCCACAAGCACGGCAAGGUUGGUGGUGACAGGGUUGUUGAUGGUGAGAUCGACGUGGAGGAGCUCAAGGAGAGGCUCAAGGGUUACGUCGAGGCCGACGAGGAGGGGGAGAACAUGGGUGAGUUGUGA